Effrenium voratum is the source of this 880-nucleotide messenger RNA. The record is from the annotation of a GenBank genome assembly. Lineage: Eukaryota; Dinophyceae; Suessiales; Symbiodiniaceae.
GCCAUCCACUCAGCAAGUAAGUUCCGGAAGGUUUUUGCAAUGGGCGACUGUUGCAGCAGCCUGGCACUUUGCGAAGCGGACAAGCUCGAGAAGCCCCUGUCCUUCGCCGAGUACGUCGAGGUCGACGCCUCGCCCUUCCCCACGCGGCCCAAAGCCGCCUCCGCGGGUUUUCCGCGAGGGGCCACGCCGGAGCAGCUGCUGGAGCUCCUGCGGCAGACGCUCAAGGCUCGGCAGCUACAGAUGAAGGACCUGCCCGAGCCGAAGUCUUCAGAGUUCACCCAGCUUUUGCAGGAGCUGGGCUUCGAGUCAGCACUGGAUCGGGUGAAGUUGGGGAAGAUGGUGACCCGCGAGCGAACGGGCGAGGCCGCCAACGUGGCCAACGCGGAGAGCUCGGCGAACGUCUCCUUCGACACCUUGGAGUAUGAGGAGAUGUCCAGACUGCAGAAGGCUGAGGCGAAAUACCUGAUUAAGGACUUCGUGAAGUGCAUGAUUCAGGGCCGCUACCUACAGACUGUGAAAGCUGGUAGCGGCGAAAUAGUGGACUGCCUGGCGACGCUCAACAAGAAGGUGGAUCGCCUGGUGUUGGCGUGCGGCCAGGCCGCCAGCGAGGUGCGCCUGGCGGAGAUCAGCGAGGUGACCGUCAGCUCCGAGGGCGUGUCAGUCCUGGGACUUGGUGGGGAGAUCCCGCUGCUUCUGCCAGAGGAGGAGCGGGAGACCUUUGCCAACGCCCUGGCCAUUUUGGCCCACCGGGCGGCGCGCACCGAGAAGUUGCAGUGACCCGCCGGAGUGAGCCUGAGCCGGAUCCAGAUCUCCAUCCAUGGAUUCCAACCACGAGUCCCGUGCUAAAACGUAGAUGCGCCUGGUUGAUUCCCAUCCCACA